Molecule: messenger RNA, 1425 nt
Organism: Mangifera indica (mango)
Lineage: Eukaryota; Viridiplantae; Streptophyta; Magnoliopsida; Sapindales; Anacardiaceae
Product: WRKY transcription factor 71
Exons: 3
Coding region: 121-1089 (322 amino acids)
Biological process (GO): regulation of DNA-templated transcription
Molecular function (GO): sequence-specific DNA binding; DNA-binding transcription factor activity
Source: RefSeq, a predicted model, not a curated record
AAUAGGUUAAACUUACAAAAAAGUCUCAAAUUAGCAAGACUUAGCGACUGCAUCAAAUCAACCGCUGUCUAGCUAGCUAGCUACCUCUCUGUUUGUUCAAAUUCAUCUUCUAAUUCUUCCAUGUCUAAGGAAUCAAGAGACUUUUAUUACCGAUCUCUCUUCCAUGACGAUCAACAUGAUAUUUCUGCAACCGGCGGCAUGUAUAAUGACCACAAGCCCUCCAUUGCUGGUUCUUCUCUUCAUACUACUUCACAGGGGUUUGAUGCUGGAACCGUCAACUUUUCCGACUGCUUAAAUGGGUUGGUGGAUUAUAAUUCUCUUGAAAAGGCCUUCGGCAUGUCGCCUUCUUCAUCUGAGGUGUUUUCUUCCGUUGAAGGUAAUCAGAAACUGGUUAGUCCUGAAGGUGAAAACUUGGCGACCGCAAAUUCUUCCAUCUCUUCUUCUUCCACCGAGGCCGGUGCAGAAGAAGAUUCCGGCAAGAUUAAGAAAGAGACGCCAGCAAAAGGGUCCGAUGAUGGAGGAGAACCCUCCAAGAAAAUGAGCAAAGGAAAGAAGCAACAAGGAGAAAAAAGACAGAAGGAACCGCGAGUUGCCUUCAUGACAAAGAGCGAGGUUGAUCAUCUUGAAGACGGGUAUAGAUGGAGAAAAUAUGGACAAAAAGCUGUAAAGAAUAGUCCUUAUCCAAGAAGCUAUUACAGGUGCACUACUCAGAAAUGCACAGUGAAGAAACGCGUGGAGAGGUCAUUUCAAGAUCCAUCGAUUGUCAUCACAACGUACGAGGGCCAACACAACCACCCUACCCCCACAACGCUGAGAGGCAGCACCGCCGGAAUGUUCCAGCACUCUAUGCUAACGCCGACGCCGAUCAACAUGUCGAGCUACUCCCAUCAUGAAUGGCUUGGAAGUUACAUGCCUGGUGCAGCCAUACAUAAUACCCAUGGUGGCGGUGGUGGUGGCGCUAUGCAAAUGCACCCACAGAAUAAUGUAAACGUCUCUUUUGAGCAGUAUCAUGAUCAUCAACCACAGCUUCCAGAUUAUGGGCUUCUGCAGGACGUGGUUCCUUCUAUGUUUCUCAAAAAAGAGCCAUGAAUAAUUGGUCAACCCUUCUCUCCAUAUCCGCUACCUUGCCUCUCAUUGUAAAUUUUCUUACUAGAUAUAAAGAGAGGUACAUGAUUUUUUUUUCCUUUUUCUCUAUUUUGUUUCUAACCUUUCAGUGCAAAACGAUGAUUAUAUAUCUAGCGACUUUAUCUAUUCUGGAAGUGAAAUUGUAGUCCUUGAUUAGAAAUUAGAGGUGUAAUUUGCUUGCACUACUGCCUCUUUUGAGAGAUUUAAUGUUUCUAGAGCUGGAGAGGAUGAUGAUGAUGUUUACCUUCUGUAAAAGCAUUUCAUUUCCCUUUAUAAUAUACUAGAAAUGGAGUUUUUAUA